AUGUUCCAAUCGCCGGUGGACGUCGGCGUGACAAUAGAGCAGCCGUUCCGGAUCCUGGUGGUUGGCGGUUCGUACGGCGGACUCUCGGCUGCUCUCAAUCUGCAAGAUCUAUGCCGCGGCCUGGCGCCACGAUGCGGGCCUAAACCCAAUGAGGGCGAGCAUGUGGAAAGGCCACAAUAUCCUGUCGACAUCACAAUUGUAGACGAGCGAGAUGGAUUUUAUCAUCUCAUCGGCUCACCUCUGGCGCUGGCAUCUGAGUCGUAUGCCGAGAAGUGCUGGGUCAAGUAUGAAGACAUUCCCGCGCUGCAGUCGCCCAACAUUCACGUCCUCCAUGGCACGGUGCAAUCAGUCGACCAGCAGCGCAAGGUAGCAACAUAUGUUGCACGCGGCGGCGGCACCCAGACGUCGGAGAUCGAGUAUGAUUACCUGGUCGCCGCGAGCGGCUUGAGGAGGGUGUGGCCCGUGGUACCGCAGUCACUGCGGAGGAAACAGUACCUCUUCGAGGCGGGCGACCACAUCCGUGCUGCCAUGACUGCGAGGCACGGCGUCGUCAUUGUUGGCGGUGGCGCCGUGGGCAUUGAGAUGGCCGCAGAGCUCAAGCUCGUCCAGCCGCACCUCAAAGUCACUCUAGUCCAUUCGCGAGACAAGCUCCUCUCGUCAGAGCCACUUCCAGAUGACGUUAAGGACCGCAGCCUGGAGCUCUUGCGCGAGGCCAACGUCGACGUGCUCAUGUCUCAUCGGCUCGACCGGACCGAGGAGAUCAAAGAUGAUCAAGGCAACAAGUGCUUUAGGGUGCACUUUACCAACGGCCAUACCAUGCUUGCGGACCAGGUUGCCAUGGCAAUCUCCAGGAGCGUUCCAUCGACGACUUUCUUGUCAGACAAGGCCCUGGAUAAUGAGGGCUACGUCAAAAUCCAAGCUAGCUUGGCAUUCCCUCCCGACACACCAAACUCGGCGGAUCAUUUUGCCAUUGGCGAUGUCGUCAAGUGGUCCGGUAUCAAGCGGUGCGGUGCCGCCAUGCAUAUGGGCUAUUUUGCCGCCAACAACAUCCACCAGCGGAUUCAGAAGGAGGUGAGCGGGAAGGAACCCGCAUUCCUUGAGCUUGAGGAGAUUCCGCCCAUGAUUGGGUUGGCUGUGGGCAAGAAGGCUGUGUCGUACUGGCCACAGGCUGGUAUGAGUUCUGGCGAAGAUGUCAUGAAGGCCUUUUUCGGUGAUGAUCUUGGGUUUACGAUUUGUUGGAAUCAUAUGCGACUUGGCGGGAAAAAUGUACUCUAA
Canariomyces notabilis is the source of this 1275-nucleotide messenger RNA. Its product is annotated as pyridine nucleotide-disulfide oxidoreductase-like protein. NCBI's taxonomy places the organism in Eukaryota, Fungi, Ascomycota, Sordariomycetes, Sordariales, Chaetomiaceae. The transcript has 5 exons. Bases 1 to 1275 code for a protein of 424 amino acids. Gene Ontology annotation, molecular function: flavin adenine dinucleotide binding; electron-transferring-flavoprotein dehydrogenase activity. The record is from RefSeq and is a predicted model, not a curated record. Gene Ontology annotation, cellular component: cytoplasm.